Molecule: messenger RNA, 594 nt
Organism: Lottia gigantea (owl limpet)
Lineage: Eukaryota; Metazoa; Mollusca; Gastropoda; Lottiidae
Exons: 3
Biological process (GO): protein-DNA covalent cross-linking repair; reticulophagy
Cellular component (GO): endoplasmic reticulum membrane; replication fork; nucleus
Source: RefSeq, a predicted model, not a curated record
AUGGAGGAUUUGUCAGUCAUUCUUGUGGCUAUAGGAUGUUUAGUCGUCCUGAUUGGCUUCACGAUUCUAGCUCUGCUUGUAUAUUCUGGACUUUUCGAAACAGUAACUGUCGGGGCAGGUAGUCCACCGAUUGGGGAGGCUCUCAUUGCGUACAGAUUCGCCAGAGGCCCUUACAAAGAGGCUGGGCAGACGUUCACAGAAAUCGCCCAUUUGGCUCCAGACAACAAAGCCUUGGGUAUCUAUUAUGAUGAACCUAAACGAGUUCCAUCUCAUUUAACGAGAUACGUCGUAGCCUCAGUUCUAAGUCACGAUGAUCAACCAGUGGAUGAAGACUUGAAAAAGAAAUUUGAAGCUGAAGGAUAUAAAUUAUUACGUCUGCCCUCAGCGACCAAUGUAGUAAAAACCUCAUUCCCUCAUAUCAGUUCCCUUUCUAUAUUUAUUGGUGUAUUUAAAGUUUAUCCAGAGAUGUCAGCCUAUGUACAGGAUCAUAAACUAUGUGCUCAUCCUUAUUUAGAAAUUUAUGAUGGAAAAACUAUGCAUUUUAUGGCACCUCUAGCCAGGCAGGACGAAUUUUACGUGCCAGAAAUGAAGAAA